Aethina tumida (small hive beetle) is the source of this 1759-nucleotide messenger RNA. Its product is annotated as serine/threonine-protein kinase pelle. Gene Ontology annotation, biological process: signal transduction; protein phosphorylation. The transcript is spliced from 6 exons. NCBI's taxonomy places the organism in Eukaryota, Metazoa, Arthropoda, Insecta, Coleoptera, Nitidulidae. Gene Ontology annotation, molecular function: ATP binding; protein binding; protein kinase activity. Bases 166 to 1644 code for a protein of 492 amino acids. The record is from RefSeq and is a predicted model, not a curated record. Gene Ontology annotation, cellular component: plasma membrane.
UCCGAUUGUUUUGUUUAUUUUGUUUUUGAGAGUUCUGUGGUUAUCAUAUAAAAUUUAUAUUUAUAUUAAAUAAAUGUCUACUGUUUUGAGCAAAAAUUAAUUUGAUUACAUGAUAAUUUAGGAACUGCGAAUUUCCAGGUUGCAUCUUUAAAUAACAAUUUUAAAAUGUAUGUUUAUCAUUUGCCAUAUGCUGAACGAAUGCAGUUAUGUAAAGUUUUGGACCAAAAUAAUAGAUGGGAGGAACUUGCUGGAAUAUAUAUGCAAUAUAAUGUAGAUGAAAUUAAUGAGAUUAAAAGAAAUGAAAGACCAACAGAUUGCUUGUUGACAAACUGGGGCAAUAAAAAUCAUACAGUUCUUGAAUUAUUUGAAUUGUUACAUAAAAUGAAGCAUUACCAAGCAAUGUUGAUAAUUAAAGAUUUUAUCGAUCCAAUUUAUCAUUCAAAAAUAGUUAGAGCCAAUUUGCCAGUUAACAAUAUUAAUAAACCUGACAAUAUUCCUCAGGAGAACUUCAACAAUAGUGAAAAGAAAAUUUCAAAUGUAACAAAGUCUGUGAUCAAUCAAAUGCCUACAAAGGAUGACAAUGAUAGUGUCUUGAUUCCUGAUAUCAGUAAGUUAUUAGUUAAUACUGAAGGCCCAAAAGGCCAUGUUAUGCCAGUAGCCAUUGUGCCACCACAACCUUCUCAUUUUAAUAACCUUACACCACAACCUCAUGCCUCAAGGUCUAUAAGUGCUACUGAUAUAUCAUCUGUAACUGUAUCUGCAGGAGCAAUCCCUCAAAUUCCCUAUGUCAAUUUAUUGGAAGCAACUAAUGAUUGGGACAAAAGAAAUCUGUUAGGAAAAGGUGGUUAUGGAACAGUUUUCAAAGGCAAAUGGAAAAAUACAGAAGUGGCAAUAAAACGAAUAGAACCAAGGCAAGAUACUGAAGAGUGGGACAGUGUUCAAAUUAAGCAGUCAAUUAUAGAAUUGCAAUGCCUUAAUGCUUAUAGGCAUGACAAUAUUUUGCCUGUUUAUGGAUACAGUAUAGAUGGACCUUUGCCUUGUCUCAUUUAUAAAUAUAUGGCGGGUGGUUCUUUGGAGUCACGAUUGAGAGUCAGAGAUCCCACUAAAGCACUGAGGUGGCCAAAGCGUUUAGAAAUUGCCUUGGGAGUUGCCAGAGGCCUGCAGUUCUUACACACGUCAGGAGAAAAAGGGCUCGUACACGCCGAUAUAAAAUCGGCUAACAUUCUCUUGGAUCCCUGUGAUGUGCCUUUAAUUGGAGACUUUGGCCUCGCCAGAGAGGGGCCUCAUAGUGAGUACAGCAAAGUUAGUAAAGUUCAAGGCACAAAAGCAUACUUGCCCGCGGAAUUUCUGCGCAACAAGAAGUUCUCUUCAAAAGUGGACGUGUACAGCUUCGGAGUUGUUCUCUUCGAACUGGCCACUGCGAGAAGGGUAGCGGUGAAAGUAGACACAAAGAUUGUGUUUUUGAAAGAGCUCUUCGAUGAUUUUAAUGGUGAUGUGAUGACGUUGAAGGAUCCGCUUGUUGAGGGUUACGACGCUUGUUUCAGGGGACUAAUUGAUAUCGGGAAGAAAUGUGUUAACGAGAAGGCUCGUUUAAGGCCGGAAAUGGUAGAGGUUUAUAAAAUGUUGGAAGAAAUUCAAGUGUGAAUAAUUUUUAUAGUGUUGGACGAUAAAAUGGGUGGUAAUAUUUGUAGGUUCAGCAUUUAGUACCAUUGACCUGUGAGGUGUCUUAUAUCGUUUUAAAGAAUGUUUCAAAUUUUUA